AUGUCACAAAGAAUUCUUCGUCGAAAUCGCAUUCUGGAAGAUGAGCCUGGGCCAAGUCAGUCUUCCGAGGCUUCCAAUGACGAACCCAUUCAAGUUGAUGCCAAUGAGAAUUUUCUUCAAGUACCAUAUUUCAAGGACAUUCUACAGUGUGCCAGAGAGUUCUCAUCAGCUCAUCAGUCUUUAGCGACACUUAUGGUCAAUAUGGGCGUUCUUACGAAGAAGAAAUUUUACCUCAGCUUCAUUCAUGAAGUGGUUAGUGUUCACCUGAAAACUUGGACUUCGUCUUACAUCCCGACCGAUGAAGAAACAGGUCGGGAAAUGGUAGUGUUGGUGAGUGAGGAUGUGCUUCCGAGGGACAUCAGCAGCAUAAGCGGAUUCUCAGCAGACGAGCUCCUGUUGUUUUCACGGUAUAUUCCACAGUUUGUUGAUGGUGGUGGUCAGUGUGAGAGCUCUUGGGCACUCAAUGAGGCAACCAAACUUCCGAACCCAAUAACGCUUGUGAAAGCCCAAAAUUUCUUGGACAAACUCGUCAGCCGUUGGCUGGAUUUCCGAGGCACACGUGCUCUUCCCAAUGGAUGCAGCCUCCAGAAUUCUGGUACACAGAGCACACGCCACGACCACAGGAUGUAA
This is a messenger RNA of Ostertagia ostertagi, 630 nucleotides long. Lineage: Eukaryota; Metazoa; Nematoda; Chromadorea; Rhabditida; Trichostrongylidae. The record is from the annotation of a GenBank genome assembly.